This is a messenger RNA of Cuscuta campestris, 1315 nucleotides long. NCBI's taxonomy places the organism in Eukaryota, Viridiplantae, Streptophyta, Magnoliopsida, Solanales, Convolvulaceae. The record is from the annotation of a GenBank genome assembly.
AAAACCAAAAAAUUGACGGGUAUGAAUUUAUGAUAUAUGAAUUUAUUUGCUUGCUUUUCCAUAUUUGAUUUUACUUUGUACUCCGUAGAAUUUAUGAAUUUAGAUUUUAUUUCAGAAAUAAUCCAACAGCUAUGAGUGCUAAACAUCUAUCCGGUAGUCAAAACGUAAAAAGAAAAACGAGAUGAAAUCUUAGAGAGUAUAGACUGCGAAGAUGUGAUCCACCAAUUUGCUCUCAAGAAUGCAAAGAGAACUUCUCAAAUCCUCGGCUAGGUUUUACGGCAUGUUAUUAUAAUACUAUGAUUUUGUCAUUUAUUUAUUUUCUUCUAAUAAUAUUGCAUUAAUUACCAUUUAAAUAAAAUUAGUUUACAUACGUUAAUUUGUUAGACUAUUAGAGAUAAGAUUUUUAAGGUCUUUUUUUUUUGUUUCGGCCCGGGCCAUUGAAUUCUCAGCACCGACCCUGCUCAAAAGCCUUGCAGAAUAGUAAACAUUAUUGAUUAAAAUUUUUUUAGCUUGUUUGUCUUGAAGUUUUAGAAUUGUUAACUUGGGUGGUGUCUCAAGAUGAUAGAACUCUCCCUUGAUGAGCUUGAAUUGGUGGAGUGUAUAUUACGGAGUACUUGAUAAUGUCGGGGAACUUGUGGUGAAGAUGAUUAGUUUCUAGUUAUUCAUCUUUUUUUCUUAUUGCCUUGGUUUAUUUUAGUUUUCACAUUUGAAGCAAUUCGAUUUGUAAGCAAGUCCUUAUGUUUUGGUUCUUAUGAAAACUUUGAAACAUGAACUUCAUUAAGUAAUUUGUAUUUGAUUUAACAAAGAGCUUUGCUGUGCCUGUGCUUCCUAGGUCAAAACUCGACCUUUUCCCUCCAAAUCUACGUUUCUGGUUCAGACAUGGCAACAACAAUGAAUGCCCAGUCGCAGUGGGACUUCACCUGUGACUUGGAGGUGAAUCUUGGAUCUCAAGAAAAUGCCCAAAUCAUCUACACGGCUCUCUCUGUUGAUAAGGAGUUGCAACCUGAUAAGGUGAAAAGGGUAAUGUCAGCUUCGGAUGGAAAGCUCCUAGUGCAUUUUGAGGCUAUUGAAGCUAGAUUCCUUCGCGCAUCCUUCAGUGCUUUUGUGGAUGUUCUUACUCUUGCAGCCAAGACAAUUGAAGAAUUUGGUCCAUUUAAGAAAUUAUGAUAGCAGUUACACUCUCAACAUUUUUGGACCUGACUAUUCUUGGUAGUUUUUAUCAUUGAUGAUGAUCUUGUAUGCUUUUGUAUCUUUUUCACAACACUUCUGAAGUUCAUGCUUCGAUUUUGUCUUGCAAUGAAUGGUGAAAGGUGAA